GGGAGGAGGCCGAGAAGCUGGAGGUGCAGGUGAUGGAGACUCGCAAGACCAAGCUCGGGGCCGACCACCUGGACACACUAACGGGUAUGGACAACCUGGCAUCGAUAUAUAGGGACCAGGGCCGGGGGAAGCAGGCCGAGAAGCUAUCUGUACAGGUAAUGGAGACUUUAAAGACCAAGCUCGGGGCCGACCACUCUCACACGCUGACGAGCAUGAAUAACCUGGCGUCGACAUACCAAGAGCAGGGUCGGUGGGAGGAGGCCGAGAAGCUGUCUCUGCAGGAGAUGGAGACUCUCAAGACUAAGCUCGGACGUUGACCACCCACGCACGCUGACGAACAUGAACAAUCUGGCGUCGACAUAUCAGAAGCAGGGCCGGUGGGAGGAGGCCGAGAAGCUCUUUUUGCAGGUGAUGGAGACUUUCGAGGCCAAGCUUGGGGUUGACCACCCACACACGCUGACAAUCAUGAACAACCUGGCGUUUACUUGGAAAGGUCAAGGUCGACACCCGGAUGCUUUAGCAUUGAUGGAGAAGUGUACCAAGGCACGGCAGCGAGUCCUUGGCCCAGACCACCCAACUGCACGAUCGUCGUUGGCCACCGUAGCCAAGUGGCGUACAUAGCUAGAUCUCUUUUCUUUUCAUCGUUUUCAGAAAGAGGUUUCAUCCUUAGCUGCUCGCAACUGCCCAAGUAUGUUGGCGCCGAAAACGGCUAGUGAAUUUUGUGCCGCGAUGUCUCGGCCAUUUUUGCG
Chaetomium strumarium is the source of this 749-nucleotide messenger RNA. Its product is annotated as Tetratricopeptide repeat-domain-containing protein. The record is from RefSeq and is a predicted model, not a curated record. The transcript has a single exon. Bases 340 to 621 code for a protein of 93 amino acids. Gene Ontology annotation, molecular function: protein binding. NCBI's taxonomy places the organism in Eukaryota, Fungi, Ascomycota, Sordariomycetes, Sordariales, Chaetomiaceae.